AUGUUUCUUGUGCAGCUGCUGCUCUUGGCCUCGAUUGGAGCUGGGCAGCAAGACCAAGCCGAUGAAUGUGCAGAGACGCUCCUCGUCCAGUUGUCGCUGAGCACGCAGCCCAGGGAGCCCCCGGCAGCCACAGAGCGCGACUUGGUGUUCACCCAUGUGCCAUACAACUUUGGCCACACGAUUGAACAGGUAGCCUUUGCAGGCAGCGGGCACAUAGACGUCUACGCAUCUGCGCAGAUCAUCGUCGACGGCUCGCCGAUGCCGGUGGAGAAGAAAUUCGACAUGCUUCAGGCUUCGAUGCAGCCACAGGGAGAAAUCUGGGGACACAUGAACCCAGCACUACAUGGCACUUCCAACGUAACAGGUUGUCCGCUCUUCUACACGCCCGCCAAGCAUUGGCCAAAGGAUCUUGCUGAUUGGUACUUUGCAGGGAAAAAGACUUUCGGUGUGCUCCGAGAUCCUUAUGAGCGUCUGGUGGCUCAGUUUCGGGGAAAUAUUCCUGGAUAUGGAGGAGCGUUUCUAGGUUUCCAAACCACGAUGCUUGCGAUGUGGAUUCAGCUGUCAGGAAGAUACUGCAACGGUACAUGGCAGGUAUAUGCCGAGGACUGCACCUACGUCCCGCAGGCAGAAUAUUUUGACUCUCCCUACGGCAUAACGGUGCCUGUCGACAACCGCAAAUUUCCAACGUCUGCCAAUGACGUGCUGGCAGAGCACGGGUACACAAACAUGCACAUUGCCACCGGUGACAUAAUGCACGUUAGUGGAUGUCCGGAGGUGUGGCCCGGAGAUCUAAGCUGCGACACUAAGAAGCUCAUUCGAGAGGUGUAUGCACGCGAUUUCGAUCUCCUGUGCAAGCACUUUGGGUAUUGUGAUGCCGGUGAGAACGUUUGUUUGACAGAGGUUCCGGAGAUGUGUCCGAGCAACAUGUCUCAGAAGAUAGCAAGCGCUACCUAUUGCGAAUAG
Molecule: messenger RNA, 963 nt
Organism: Symbiodinium necroappetens
Lineage: Eukaryota; Dinophyceae; Suessiales; Symbiodiniaceae
Source: the annotation of a GenBank genome assembly